Manis pentadactyla (Chinese pangolin) is the source of this 954-nucleotide messenger RNA. Its product is annotated as putative olfactory receptor 10D3. The transcript has a single exon. Gene Ontology annotation, cellular component: membrane. The record is from RefSeq and is a predicted model, not a curated record. Lineage: Eukaryota; Metazoa; Chordata; Mammalia; Pholidota; Manidae. Gene Ontology annotation, molecular function: G protein-coupled receptor activity; olfactory receptor activity. Gene Ontology annotation, biological process: G protein-coupled receptor signaling pathway. The coding region runs from base 22 to 954 and encodes 310 amino acids.
AGGAUUGCCUGAUGCAUAAACAUGCAGAACAACACUCCCGUGACCGAGUUCAUCCUGUUGGGAAUCCCUAACACUGAAGGGCUAGAGAACAUGCUGUUUGUCCUGUUUUUGGCCUUUUACCUCUUCACCUUGCUGGCAAACCUGCUCAUCUUCCUCACCAUCUUGGUUUCUGCCAACCUCCACACCCCCAUGUAUUUCUUCCUAGGAAACUUGUCAGUGUUUGACAUAUUUUUCCCUUCUGUGAGUUCCCCCAAAAUGAUGCUCUACCUAAUGGGGCAGAGCCGGACCAUCUCUUACCAGGGCUGUGCCUCCCAGCUCUUCUUUUACCACUUCCUGGGGGGCACUGAGUGUUUCCUCUACACGGUGAUGGCCUAUGACCGCUUUGUGGCUAUUUGUCACCCCUUGCAUUACACGGUCAUCAUGAACCACAGGGUGUGUGCGAGCUUGACACUGAGCACUUGGCUGGGUGGCUGUCUGCACGGAAGUAUCCUCACACUUCUGGUCUUUAAAUUGCCCUACUGUGGCCCCAGGGAGGUGGACAAUUUCUUCUGCGAUAUCCCUGUGAUGUUGCCCCUGGCCUGUGCAGACACCUCUCUAGCUCAGACAGUGAGUUUUACUAACGUGGAUGUUGUGACCCUUACAUGCUUCUUCCUUAUCCUUACGUCCUAUGGCCGCAUUGUCCUUUCCAUAUUGAAAAUCAGCAGCUCCGAAGGCAGGCGCCGAGCAUUUUCAACCUGCAGUGCCCACCUGAUUUCCAUCUUCUUGUUCUAUGGGCCUGUGAUGCUCAUCUACCUCAGGCCUGCUUCCAGCCCCUGGCUAGAUUCUGUUAUUCAGGUAUUAAACAAUAUUGUCACUCCUUCUCUUAAUCCUUUGAUUUACACCUUGAGAAACAAGGAUGUGAAAUGGGCUCUGAGGAAAGUGUUAACUCAAGUGGUCCACAUUUCAGGGGUAUGA